Parasteatoda tepidariorum (common house spider) is the source of this 1869-nucleotide messenger RNA. RefSeq lists its product as uncharacterized. Gene Ontology annotation, molecular function: structural constituent of chitin-based larval cuticle. Lineage: Eukaryota; Metazoa; Arthropoda; Arachnida; Araneae; Theridiidae. Gene Ontology annotation, cellular component: chitin-based extracellular matrix. The record is from RefSeq and is a predicted model, not a curated record.
UUCAUAUAUAAGUACGACCAUAACAUUCAGACAGUAUUAUUCAUAUCAAACUCAAGUAAUCAACAUGAUCGCUCAGGUAUUUCUCUUAUCCGCUUUAGCAACCAUUGCUCUGGCCCACCUGCAUGAAGCAAUUCACCAUGCACCCAAACCCUACAAAUUCGGAUACAGCAUCAAGGACAAACAUGGAGAACAACACAGAGAGGAAUCCGGAACAGGAGGACACGUGACUGGCAGCUACGGGUUCACAGAUGAUAGAGGCAUCAAAAGACAAGUAAACUACGUUGCUGACCAUGCUGGAUUUCGAGCUCAGGUCAAGACCAACGAACCUGGAACCGCCAAUCAAAAUCCAGCUGCCGUUCAACUGAUUUCCGAUGCCCCUUACACCGGUGGUGAAGGAUAUUUGGGUGUCCCUGCAGCAACAGCUGGAUACGGACUUGGUGGUCUAGGUUACGGUUACGGAGGACUUGGUGCAGGAUAUGGUGGAGCUUAUGGUGGAUAUGGAAAUCUUGGAUAUGCCGGAGCUUAUGGAGGUUAUGGACAGGGAAUCUUGGGAGGCUUAGGCUAUGCCAGAUAUGGAUAUGUAUUUCUCUUAUCUGCUUUGGCAACCAUUUCUCUUGCCCACUUGCAUGAACCAGUUCACCAUGCACCAAAACCCUACAAAUUCGGAUACAGCAUCAAAGACAAGCAUGGAGAACAACACAGAGAAGAAUCUGGAACCGGAGGACACGUGACUGGAAGCUACGGAUUCACAGAUGACAGAGGCAUCAAAAGACAAGUCAACUACGUUGCUGACCAUGCUGGAUUCCGAGCACAGGUCAAGACCAACGAACCUGGAACCGCUAAUCAAAACCCAGCUGCCGUUCAACUCAUUUCUGAUGCCCCUUACACCGGUGGUGAAGGAUAUUUGGGUGUCCCUGCAGCCGCAGCCGGAUACGGUCUUGGUGGUCAAGGUUACGGAUAUGGAGGCAUCGGAUCAGGUUACGGUCUUGGUGGUUUAGGUUACGGAUAUGGAGGCCUUGGAGCAGCUUAUGGUGGCCAAGGAUAUGGUGGAGCUUAUGGUGGAUAUGGAAAUCUUGGAUAUGGAGGAGCUUAUGGUGGAUAUGGUGGUUAUGGAUUGGGCAUCUUAGGAGGCUUGGGCUAUUGUGAACAUAUUUGUUUAUUACUGCAUUUUGAUCGCAUUGCGAUCGUUUUGAUUUAUUCAUAUAUAAAUACAACUCUCAUUUUCACACAGUACAAUCGUUUGAACAUUCUAGCAAUCAAUAUGAUCGCUCAGGUAUUUCUUCUGACUGCUUUGGCAACUAUUUCUCUUGCCCACCUGCAUGAGCCCAUUCACCAUGCACCAAAACCAUACAAAUUUGGAUAUAGUAUCAAAGACAAACACGGUGAGCAACACAGAGAGGAAUCCGGAACUGGAGGACAUGUGACUGGUAGCUACGGAUUCACAGAUGAUAGAGGGAUCAAAAGACAAGUGAACUACGUUGCUGACCAUGCUGGAUUCCGAGCUCAGGUCAAGACCAACGAACCGGGAACUGCCAACCAAAACCCAGCUGCCGUUCAACUCAUCUCUGAUGCCCCUUACACCGGUGGAGAAGGAUAUUUGGGUGUCCCUGCAGCAGUAGCCGGAUACGGUCUUGGAGGUCUAGGUUAUGGAUAUGGAGGUCUUGGAGCAGGUUACGGUGGUCUCGGAUAUAAUGGAUAUGGCGGAGCUUAUGGUGGAUAUGGAGGAGCUUAUGGUGGAUACGGAGGAGCAUAUGGUGGUUAUGGAUUAGGUAUCUUGGGUGGUUUAGGUUAUGCCAGAUAUGGAUAUUAAAUCAUGUAAUAGUUAUGCUAAUUAAGAUACUUGAAAAAUAAAUACUUUAAAUUAUUGAA